AAUCGCUUGUGAAUUUGUGCUGUAAGGAAUAAAUUAGUCAAUUUGGUCUUGUACGAUAACAAUCUGCCAGUCAGCUAACGAAUAAAAAAAUUAUCAUUAUCGAUUUUUGAUCUGAAAUAAAAAGUGUUCGGUUAGUGAAUUUUGCGUGUGACAGUGUACAUAUAUGCAGUGUUUGGAGCUAACUGAUAAAAUCAAAUAGAGAUAUUGGAAACGCAUAUGUAAUAAAAAUACAAGUGAACGAGAUGGAUUUGCAUUUUUAGAGCUUUGGAAUUAAUAAUAUAAGAACAAUAGAACAAUAGAGACAGUUUUUUUUAUCCCAUCCAUCCACAAAAUAAGAGAAUUCCAAGUAAUAAAAGCUCAGCAACAAAGUCAAAAUUAAUUCGUGGUGUUAACAUUGUAAUGGAUUCAAUGAAAAACGAAGAUCAAAUCACACUUUCGCAGGUUGCACUCUACACAACAUUAUCAUGCAUUAUUGUUUCUUUGAUUGCUGUUCUUCUUUACUUGACGUGCUCUAAACGCUACAAACUUAAUUGGUUUGAGAAUAAUCUGCUUGAAACAGCAAAAGAAAAUGAAGAAAAUGCUCAAAGUCAUGAAGUAUUGGUCCAUUGUGAGAUGUUAAACAAUAAUGAAAGUUCCAUAGCCGGAAGUUCUCGAUCCCUCAAUCGUAAUGUUGGAAGUCCAAUAUCAAAUACUGAUGAUCCAACAUUUUGGGUACCAGGCACUUCAUCAAUCACUGGUCAUUGCAGCGAUAUUCACUCAGAUUAUUCGGAGCCACAAAGUCCCACGUCGCCAACAAGCAGUAAUCGCUCAUUCGCCUUAUCUGUCAACUCAAUUCCAAUCGUACGCUCUGACAAGCAUGUAGUUUUGACGUCAACAAGCCCAGCACGCCCCAAAAUGGCUUCAAUGCAGGCAAAAUUGGAUCACACGAAAAUUGAUACAUCAUUAUAUCAACAAAGUGCACCAAAAAGAAAUUCAUCAAUGUCGUCAGAAGAUCUUCGGGGGACAUUACAUUUUACAAUGUUAUACGAUGCCAUUGCUGGAAUCUUAACUUUGCGACUUAUUGAGGCACAUGAUUUACAACCAAGAGAUUUCAGUGGAACUGCAGAUCCUUAUGCUAAAAUACGUCUUUUGCCUGACGCUUCAAAGACCAACAUGUGGCAAACGAGAAUCCAUAAGCGAACACUAAAUCCUGUCUUCGACGAAGAUUUUGUGUUUGAAGUGCGGCCGGCAACGAUUGGAAGAAGAACAUUAGAAAUUCUCAUUUACGAUUUUGACGCUUACUCUAGACACGUUUGUAUCGGUGGUUUAAAAAUUGCUCUUGCACAUGUCGAUUUAUCCGAUAAAGUUGAGUUAUGGAAAUCAUUAGGACCUUGUUCAGAACAAGAUGCUAAAAUUGAGUUGGGUGAUAUUAUGGUUUCGUUAUCGUAUCUUCCAAGUGCUGAACGACUUACAUGUGUUGUUAUUAAAGCAAGAAAUUUAAGAGUUUUUGACGAUACGAGGAAUUCAUCAGCAGACCCAUACGUCAAGGUGUCAAUAAUAUAUAAUGGAAAAAGACUUAAGAAAAAGAAGACAACCGUCCUCCGCAACACCAUUAAUCCAGUAUUUAAUGAAGCUUUAACGUUUGAUAUUUCAAGAGAUAUGCUUAAACAUUCAAUCAUCGAAUUUUUAGUAAUGCACGAUAAUCUUCUUGGAGCUAACGAACUUCUUGGCCGGGCUGUAAUCGGAAAUUCACAUGAAGUUCGAAUCGAGGAAAAACAAUUUUUUGACGAAAUAUUUCGUACUAAAUCUGCAACUGCUCAAUGGAUACCUCUUUCUGAUCCAAGAAAUCUUCGCUAAAUAUUUAAGGCUUAUAUCUUCAUAUUUUCCAUACCUAUCUAUACAUAUAUUUAUUUUGAGAAUCAUUCCACAUUUAGCUUUCUAUCUCUAUUAAAAAGAACUUAUUAAAUUUAUGGGUCGUUUACUUAUUAUGUACGCAUUUCAAGGUCGUAAAGAUCUGCAUUUAAAACUUGUGACAAGUCAGUGAACGACCCAAUUAGUCAUGAAAAAUCAUUGAAUCAAGCAGGGUGGUAGUAAAAGUACAUGCAUGGUGCAAAUACAUAUUUGAGAUUCAGGAAUUUUACGUAUAGUUGGAAAUUAAAGAGAGCGACUGAAUAUAUUUGCUUCUACCUAAUACGAAAUAAAUUAACAAAUAAUAUAAACAAAUAGAGUAUAACAAGGAUAUGUCCAAAUGUACCUAAUCAUAUAAUGAAAAAAAAAAUCUAUAUUUAGCAUAUUUAGACGUUUAGUGAACAUAAUAUUCUAGUCAAAAUGAUGACCUAGAAACUUAUACCUAGUCAUGUGACAUUACAGACCUAUGCAUAAUAAUGUUAUUUUAAAGAAUUUUAAAUAAUCAGCAGUUAAUUGUUUUACCUACAAAAUUUUAAUGUACUUAUUUUUUGAAUUUUUUUUAUUUAAACCAUUUUAAAACUACACUGAUUUUUACUAUUAAUUUUUAUAGGAAAUAUAGUGAAUUAAAU
Chironomus riparius is the source of this 2516-nucleotide messenger RNA. NCBI's taxonomy places the organism in Eukaryota, Metazoa, Arthropoda, Insecta, Diptera, Chironomidae. The record is from the annotation of a GenBank genome assembly.